Dermacentor andersoni is the source of this 2187-nucleotide messenger RNA. RefSeq lists its product as uncharacterized. Gene Ontology annotation, biological process: transmembrane transport. The record is from RefSeq and is a predicted model, not a curated record. NCBI's taxonomy places the organism in Eukaryota, Metazoa, Arthropoda, Arachnida, Ixodida, Ixodidae. Gene Ontology annotation, molecular function: transmembrane transporter activity.
ACGCGGAAUGGCAGCAUCAGCUUCUGUCGGGCGAUCUUCGCCACUAAGAUAAUGUUAAAUUAACAGCAUCAUGUGAGCAGAGCUUGUCGAAAAUUGUCGCAGCAAUUUGCGUCAUGUGUCAUUACCUGCUAGUUCACGCGAUGCGGUUGACAAGGAUAGUCGUUUGACAGUAAUAUGAAUCUGAGGACCAAGCGCAGUAUAACUCUCUGUACAGCGUGUUGCUUUUUUGUCAUCACCGGAAUAGAAUACGCUGUGAUAUUGCCGUCGGUAUGGAUGUAUCUCAAGAACUGCCUCGAGUCUCCCGAUUAUGCCAUCGCCGUGGUGAUCUCGGCGUGCUGCCUGACAGGGCUGUUCGUGAGCCCGUUCGUGGGUGUGUGGGCAGAUGGGACGCGCAACGUACGUUCAGUUUUACUGGUUGUCAAUGUGGGACAGUUCGCGGGCAGCCUGCUGUACUUCGUUGGCAUAUCUCCUUGGCUUCUCUUGGUUGCCCGGCUGCUAUCAGGUCUGGGCACUGGAACAGCUGCAGUCAUACUAGCUGAUACAGCCCGCUCCACAACCGAGAAAGAUCGCACUGCCACGUUUGCACUGCUGGCAGGCUUCCGUGAACUCGGCCUUAUUGUUGGAUCGUCCCUGCACGUCGUCUUUGAAAAUGAGAAUCUCAGCGUGGGAGCAUUUCCAUUCGAUCGCUAUUCCAUUCCUGCACUGCUGAUGGCUUUCCUCUGGCUACUGAUGGAAGCCUGCUUCUUCCUGGCGUACUUCAACAUGGCCCAGCUUUGCCAUCAGCAGAAACUCGAAGACACUCUGCAAUGCAGCUACUUGGAAGCGAGCAUGGGCAAUGUCUCAGAGUGUGCACCACCACCCAGUCCAUUCCCUCAGCACCGCGAGCUUCAGCAUGACUUGGAUCAUGCCGAUAGCAUCAGUUAUUCUGCAGGAGGGCCGUCAUCACACCACCCCUACCACCCGCACCGAAUGAUUCAGGCUCCUCUAAUGUGCUCGCUCAAUAGCAACCUUGCCAAGAUGCAUCGCAGCCCGCUUCACUUGUCCCUGGAUGAAGGUGAUCUCUUUAGCGAUGCCAUGAUCGAGACUGCCGAAAGGUUCAUACUGAGCUCAGAGUCUGCCAACCCUGGAGCUGCUUUUAGAAGCACGUUCAGUGCCCCUCCCAGCAUGAGUGACAUCGAGCAGUCUGCGACCCACUCGACCUCCGACAAUGUCAAGUCAGAAUCUAUUGUGCCAGAGACGCAGGUUCUGCACAGGUACUGCUCAGAGUAUAUCAGAGAAGAUACAGUUGUGUUGUUGGCUAUAACGUUUCUGGUCACCUACAGCCAAACGGCUCUUCAGGCUGCUCUUUAUCCUGUGGCAAAAGAGUACUACCACUAUGGAGAGUUGAAAAGCAUUGCGAUAUACCUCGUAUGUGGUGUUGAGGUCCUCCUGGUGUUUGUCAGUAUACACAUCCUGAGUCGGCAGCUUUCAGACCGACUGUUGCUCCUAGUUGGCCUAGUCUUCACUUGUGCGGGAACUUUCCUUUGGCUUGGUUUCAGUUUUGUUGCAAGUCCAGGAAGGUUGAGCUCGCUGCCUCUGUUUGUGCUCGGAACUGCCAUUGACCUGUUUGGAAUGCCCAUGCUGACAGUGUGCACAAGUUCUUUAAUAUCCAAGGUCACCAGCAGCAAACAUCAAGCUGUUAUGCAGUCGCUGUACAUGGGCGUAAUGCAGUUAGGCUGUACGUUGGGACCGCUGUGGACAGGAGGUACCUUACAGCACAAGAGCAUGCUUUUUGGUGUCCCCUGUGGCCUAUCAGUCCUGUUCACGGUGCUGUUCCUUGCCUCCUUCCCACAACUUGGCCAGCAGCAGUCAGUGAAUGAGAACAGCGAGGAAGCAGAAGAGGUAGACAGUUCAUCAAAAACGGAACUAACCACUGCCAGCGAUGCACACUAACACGUUUCCUGCUAUUUGUGUGUUGGAAAUCGCAUGCUUUCUUAGCCCGACUGUACCAGCCUAUGUGUGCAAACUGCCAUACUCCUGUGUUUUUGUUUUUGUUUUGCAGGACAAUGAACAGAUACCUCUUUUGAGGCAAAGACGCUAAAAGCACUUUUUUUGCAAGCACGGUUUUUAAUUCACACGGUCGUCACACUGCGUCUUUAUAUAUAUGAUAUACAUAUUUUCUUCAAAAUAAAUUUAUACAUUUAUUCA